Molecule: messenger RNA, 1248 nt
Organism: Penicillium oxalicum
Lineage: Eukaryota; Fungi; Ascomycota; Eurotiomycetes; Eurotiales; Aspergillaceae
Exons: 2
Coding region: 1-1248 (415 amino acids)
Biological process (GO): pyrimidine nucleotide import into mitochondrion
Cellular component (GO): mitochondrion
Molecular function (GO): pyrimidine nucleotide transmembrane transporter activity
Source: RefSeq, a predicted model, not a curated record
AUGCGCUCAAAUGGGUUCGGCGGCUCUGAAGCUGCCAGUGCAGUCACCGAGAAUCCUCAAAGCCUUAAUCUCAAUGCCGCUCAGGACUUUUCCCAAUCAUCUGCUGCUGAUGCGCUACCAGCCUCCGACUUCACCACCCGCCUGCAGAUUUUCUCCACCCGAAUCCCUAAAGCUUAUAUUGCACCCUUUUGUGGCGCGAGUGCAGGUGUCGCCUCUGGAAUUGUCACUUGUCCCCUCGAUGUGAUCAAGACCAAGCUGCAGGCCCAAGGUGGCUUCGCUCGUCGAAGGGGCAAGGUAAUGGAGACCCAAAUGCUGUACCGGGGCAUGUUAGGAACGGGAAAAACCAUAUUUCGUGAGGAUGGCAUCAGGGGCUUGUACCAAGGACUUGGUCCCAUGUUGCUGGGCUAUCUGCCAACUUGGGCGGUUUAUCUAGCGGUGUACGACCGCUCACGCGAAUAUUUCUAUGAGCAUACAGACAGCUGGUUGUUAUCCCGUGCGUACGCAUCGAUCACCGCUGGAGCAUGCUCGACGAUCGUCACAAAUCCGAUCUGGGUCAUCAAGACCCGACUCAUGUCGCAGAGUCUGAAGCAAAACAAUGAAGGAUUCCGGGCGCCCUGGCAGUACUCGGGCACGCUUGACGCUGCUCGGAAGAUGUACCAGAUUGAAGGCAUUCGAUCUUUCUAUUCGGGGUUGACACCAGCGCUGUUGGGUCUGACUCACGUUGCCAUUCAAUUCCCCCUUUAUGAGUAUCUGAAGACGACCAUCACGGGGUAUGGAAUUGGAGAACACCCUGACGAUGGCGGCACACAUUGGGUUGGCAUUUCCUUUGCCACAUUCUCCAGUAAAAUGUGCGCCAGUACCAUCACCUAUCCUCAUGAGGUCCUUCGGACUCGUCUUCAAACUCAGCAGCGUACAGCGCCUGCCCAGUCAUCCGAUGAGGUAUCUUUCCGCGGAGGUCUCAAGCAUCCUCAUGACCGCGGCCGACCCCCCAGUGUUUCCUCCUCGGACGGAAUGCCCAAUCGUCCUCGAUAUCAUGGAGCGAUUCGCACGUGUCAGACCAUUCUUCGCGAAGAAGGCUGGCGCGCAUUCUACUCUGGCAUUGGAACCAAUUUGUUCCGGGCGAUUCCAGCAGCGAUGACGACGAUGCUGACAUAUGAGUACUUGACCAAGCUCAUUCACGACUAUCGACAUGAGGGUGAAGUCAAGCUUCAGCAGGCAGCGGCUCAUACCAGAGUCGAGUCCAUCUAA